Molecule: messenger RNA, 2234 nt
Organism: Microbotryum saponariae
Lineage: Eukaryota; Fungi; Basidiomycota; Microbotryomycetes; Microbotryales; Microbotryaceae
Source: the annotation of a GenBank genome assembly
AUGCAUCUGCGAACUCGCCGAACUGCCGUCCCGUCGGUGCUCAGUGACUUGCUAGCGUUCAAGUUCCCGUCAAAUGCCUACCGCUUUGUGCCACGCGAUCGCAUUACCGUCUGUCGCCCCACCACUCAUAAGCCUUCUGCCCUUUUGGGACACAUCAAGUUCCGAAGAUCGCCAGGCGAAACGCUACCUCGUCACGCCCUCACGUCUGCCUCGCCCGAUCCUUCGCUCGUCCGUCGCGUUGUUCAGGGUCUGAAGGGAGGGCUCGAGAAAACCGGGACGGGCGAUGCGCCUCUUCCGAGGUCUGUCAAGUUCUGCUUCGACAACUUCUGCACCAUUGGCCAGUCACCUUAAACGAAUGGGACGACUCGAACGUAACGUUCCAUCUACUGGAUCUCAUGGACAUCACCCAACACACUGUCUCUCGCCUAACAGAUCGCCCGGUCGCGAUACAUUACAUGCCUUCAUUUCAUAAAUACCUCGGUCAAGACGGGCUGCCUACUCUACACACUUCGGUGCUAGAUGGAGACGAAUUUGCAAACACAGUAGUCCUCGAGACUAACAACGUCGGCAAUCUCGAAAGUGCGCAUGAGUCUUAUCCUGGAUUACAGAUGCCGAAUCUCUGGUCUGAUUAUGGAUCAGGGACGCCGCUCGAUUUGCGCGUCUUCGACAGCAAUGGUCGAUCGGUGAUGCAUUCGAAGAGCAAGGGAAUCAGGCUAGCCAAGGUACAUCCAGUACCAUCGAUGUAACUUUGGAUAGAUUGAACACCUCUCACCGCUGUAACCGCUGACCGCCGUCUGCCCGGCCAGAUGGCUCUGCAGCUACAUCAACACAAAGCUCGAUUCGGCGUACACUUCGCACCUCCGUACUUCGUCCUUUGCGAACUCGGUGAGUAGGCGUUGGUCCAUUUUUAUGCUGACUGCGGAUCCCAUAUCUUGACAAAGAAUCAUCACUGACUGGCGUUGUUCGUUGGCAUUGCCCUCAUUGUCAGUCGUUGAGAAUGGUCGAACUCACUUGUUAACCAAUGAAGUUUGCUCAUCGGUUCUCUGGGCUCAGGAGGACCUUGCCCCUGUCGUGGCACCAAGACCCGAAAGCCUCUUCGCCAUCCUCGUCUCCCUGUUUUCGAGUGUUCAUGCAGACUACUCGAUUGAAGGUCCUCCCGAGAAGAUGAGAAUCGCGCUCAGGCAAACUACAGAUGAGCUCGAAAGCAUUCGGUUGACACCCUUGCUGUCACCUCCAAUCGAAACUCUCGAUAGCGCACUGGCGUGCCCUUUCCUCGUGCACGCGAAGGCUCUUGAGGUAACGCUACGUCACCUUCCGGGUACCGCGGUAAGUGUUUUUAAGUCCGAAGCUCACUCAUGACCGACACAUGCACUCAUGAGAUUCCCCUCACCCCACAAUGAGCAGAUCAUCUGUGACUCGGAGGCGAACAAGGACACGGGUAUGGUGGCAAUUGGUGUCGAGCUUGAUUGCGAGGGCGAUGUGAAUUACUCCUCGCUUCAAUCGUGUAUACAAGGUCAUUUCGCUGAUCGGGAGUCCCUUUGUUACUUACUGCAGUUCUUCUCCGUCAGCUUCGAUGAAGAAGGAGAAGCAAAUGUCUUGCCCUGGAUCACGACGCCCAUCGGGGAUCCCGCUCGUCUCGAUCGACUCGAUCUCCUCACAGAGAUUGGCAGGGGGCGAACUGCCACGACAUGGACGACUCGAUGGUCUGGCCGCCCGGACACCGAAGUUCCCAGAGCAUCGGCCGCCAGUGAUCCUCCCGCUCGACUUCAAGGUGAUCUCGUCGCCAAGGUUGUCUCGGCAGACUACUAUGCGCCUUCGAUCGCGCGAGAGUACUUCAUCUUUACGCAAGUUGUGCCGUCGCUCUCGACUGCCGCGCAAGCCUACUUCCCCAAGUUUCAUGGCCUCUAUCGAAGCGGUUCAGAUGGCCGUGCCUACGUCCUGUUACUGGAAGACGUGGGGAGCACCGUCACCCAGGAGCAGUGGGUGGGCGACACCGAAUUGAGGCGCAAGAUUGAGUGAGUGUGACAGGAGGCCUGGCUCCAUCUGGUGCCUCGACAUUUCAUAGUCGCUGACUUGACGCCAUGCUGGAUAAUCCUCCUAGUGAGGCGUACAAAGCACUCAGAAAGGAAGGCGUCUACCAUGGAGACGAGAGGGCUCAAAAUGUGGCUAUCCGUCCAGACGGUCGCAUUUGCAUCAUUGACUGGGGAGAAGCUCUCUUUGCUCGUCAAUUGUGA